GUCGUCACUGGUGACCCCAUCCACGGCGUUAUGGAUCCAUACGAUCCAUACAUGGAGUGGUACAUGCGGAUUACACGGCGUUUCAUCAACCCCAGCUACACACCGCCAUCCGCACAUUACCAUCCAUCCUUUGACGUGAUCAGGGGAUAUGCGUUGGAUAUGACGGCGAUGGUUGACGCACUGUCGGACGUCCUUCCAGGCAUACCUGAGCCGCCCAGAGCACAGGUCGAGCGGGUGCGAGAUAUGGGCAUGGCUACCUUGCAGAGAUAUGGUCACGCCUAUCUCGUCCACCCCCGGGACGAUCAUGGCGGCCACUCUAGUCACUCACAGUUCGAGGCUGGCCAGAGUAGCUGUGGGGGUGAUCCUUCGUCAUUCACGGGCGCAGAGGAGUACGACAUUCGCAGUUCCGCGCCCCUACGUCAUCCUGAUGACCCAUCUUCUAGCCAGCUGACUCCGCCAGUACGCCCGAACCCAUUUACCACGGUCCGUCACUACAGCCGUCGUCAAAGGCCGAGAGUGGACAUACAGGAUAGAGAGCUGUUACACCAAAUUGAUGAGUCAGAAUAG
Chenopodium quinoa (quinoa) is the source of this 567-nucleotide messenger RNA. RefSeq lists its product as uncharacterized. The transcript has 2 exons. Lineage: Eukaryota; Viridiplantae; Streptophyta; Magnoliopsida; Caryophyllales; Amaranthaceae. The record is from RefSeq and is a predicted model, not a curated record. The coding region runs from base 31 to 567 and encodes 178 amino acids.